Macadamia integrifolia is the source of this 1252-nucleotide messenger RNA. RefSeq names its product 40S ribosomal protein SA-like. Gene Ontology annotation, biological process: ribosomal small subunit assembly; cytoplasmic translation. The record is from RefSeq and is a predicted model, not a curated record. The transcript has 5 exons. NCBI's taxonomy places the organism in Eukaryota, Viridiplantae, Streptophyta, Magnoliopsida, Proteales, Proteaceae. Gene Ontology annotation, cellular component: cytosolic small ribosomal subunit; 90S preribosome; ribosome. Gene Ontology annotation, molecular function: structural constituent of ribosome. Bases 106 to 1032 code for a protein of 308 amino acids.
CCUAUAACGGUUCCGCAGGUCUACUCAGUUUAGCAGAGCAGCAGCUAGGGUUUUGAUUUCCUAAGGCGGAGCCGGUGUUUCCCGGAGAUCCCUCAGAUCCUAGCCAUGGCGGCACCUGCGAAGGUUUUAUCUCAGAAGGAAGCCGACAUCCAGAUGAUGUUGGCCGCCGAUGUCCAUUUAGGGACUAAGAACUGUGAUUUUCAGAUGGAAAGAUAUGUCUUCAAGCGACGAAGUGAUGGGAUCUUCAUCAUUAAUCUGGGAAAGACCUGGGAGAAGCUCCAAUUGGCUGCUAGGGUUAUUGUAGCUAUUGAAAACCCUCAGGAUAUAAUUGUUCAAUCUGCGAGGCCCUAUGGCCAGAGGGCUGUUUUGAAGUUUGCCCAGUUCACAGGUGCUCACCCAAUUGCGGGAAGACACACUCCAGGAACAUUCACUAACCAGCUCCAGACAUCUUUCAGUGAACCUAGGUUACUAAUCCUUACCGAUCCUAGGACGGAUCAUCAGCCAAUCAAGGAAGCUGCCUUAAGCAACAUACCAACCAUUGCUUUCUGUGACACGGACUCCCCCAUGCGGUAUGUGGAUGUUGGUAUCCCGGCCAAUAACAAGGGAAAGCACAGCAUUGGUUGUUUGUUCUGGUUGUUGGCAAGGAUGGUUCUACAAAUGCGUGGGACCAUUCAUCCUGGGAAGAAAUGGGAUGUUAUGGUGGAUUUGUUUUUCUAUAGGGAGCCUGAGGAGGCCAAGGAACUAGAAGAAGAUGAUAUUGUUGCUGCACCCGAUUAUGGAGUUGCAGAGUACUCGGUAGCUGCCCUUGGCCUACCGGGUGAACAAUGGUCUACCCAAAUUGCAGAUGCACAGUGGGCACCAGAAUUGGCUACUCCAGGUCCCCUUCCUGCUGUUCCCAAUGUUGAAUGGCCUCCAGCUCCAGUUACUUUAUCAGGAGAUGGAUGGGACACAGCAGCUCCGCCACCUAUGGAACCAGCUGGAAUUGUUGACGUUGCUCCUGUUGCUCCUGUUGCCCCUUCUGGUUGGGAUUAGAGGACUACAAUUUUGUGAACAGUAGCUCAAGUUUAUAAGUAGUCUUUUUUUCUCUUUAUAGGAUAAUUUCUUCUUUAUCAAAUCAAACAAUGGUUUUUCUUAGCUGAAAUGUACGUUGUUCCUGCCCCUACUGGGUGGGACAGUUCAAAGAACUACAAUUUUGUGAACUGCUUAUAGGAUACUUAGAUUUUCUCAAAUUAAACAUGUAUUUCUCAGCUGA